This is a messenger RNA of Porites evermanni, 1979 nucleotides long. Lineage: Eukaryota; Metazoa; Cnidaria; Anthozoa; Scleractinia; Poritidae. The record is from the annotation of a GenBank genome assembly.
GCAGCUCUCAUAGUCCGUUUCCUUACCCGAAGAUUUAUCACGGAAUACGACCAGACUCUAGGUAGGUAUAUCGUUUUUAUCAGGCUGCAUUCGCUUAAGCCAAAACAGGUUAUAGUCUAAUCGAGUGAAAAGGGGAAAAGGCGUGUUUUAUUUGCAAAAGUUGCAGCCAAUUUGUGCGAACCAUAAUCGCAAGGGUUCUUUUGUAAUUGCCACGCCUAAAAAUUUGAUCAUCACCGCAUGCAUGGCUACUUCGAGUGAACAGUACUAUUAAGCAUGCACUUGCACAGGUAUUCAGUUGACAGUUUUGUUAGACUUGGUAUUGUGGUACUUGCGCAGUAGCCACCUAUACAUCCCGCUGAUAACAUAUGAAAUAAUUAUUGAUUAUGAUUUAUACUACAGGCAGCAGUUCUAAGAUAAUCAUUUAGUCAGCAAUAAGAGUAAUUAAAUAACGAAUUCUUUUUUCUCUUAUCUUUCAAUCAGAGUCCACUUGGCGGCAUCAUAUGGAGUUGGAUAAUGAAUACAUCUACGUUGACUUAAUGGAUACAGCAGGAGAGGUGCGUUAACCCGUUCCCAUAACAACUUCAGUUUUUGCUCAUUUCACUGACUGACUUUCGGAGAGGUUUGAACUACAUCUUUACAAAGGCUACCGCGAAUAAACAAGGACUAAAAGGUCUAAAAAGUGCUGAACUUUUUUAGAACUGAUGUCAAGUCUAACUUUGUCACUGACCUUGUAUAGUGCAACAGUAACGAUCUGUCAGAAAUGCCGCGGUUGUUUCUCAUUCUUAAAGUAUUCCAACAACUAAAAUAUUAAAUUUUCAUAAACUGCCAGACUUUUCAUUCGUCAGAGUAAUCUCCUCUGUGAGAAGAACGGUUAUCAAGGAAAAGAAACCAAGAAACCUAAUUCAUACACCCAGCUUGCCCGUAGAUUAGCGUCCGCCUUAUAAACCGGAUCAAAGGAAAACAACUGAUUACGACAAUGGACCAACUGUACAGGUGAUGUUACACGGGACGAUUUGCAACGGCGAUUUUUAGCGCAACACAGCGUUAAAAUGUGGGAACAAUGUUGGAGCAACUGGAAACAACAUUGCAAUAAUGUGGCAACGCUGUGUUGCGUUAAAAAUCGUCUUUGAGAAUCGUCUCGUGUAACAUAACCUUAAGUCACAGAAACAGUGGACUACCAAUCGGAUAAUCGAACCACGCCUUUUUUCAUCCUUGGGUUUAAUUCCUUUUGGUGGAAAAGGGGAAGAAUCGAGUGUGUGUUUUAAUCUUUCCACUCAAUGGUCGAUAAAACAAAUAACAAACACUUGCAGAAAUCAUUUAUCAAGGUGAAAAAACUUACUUUAAGGUGAUGUUACACGAGACGAUCCGCAACGACCAUUUUUAGCGCAACACAGCGUUGCAACAUUGUUGCGACAUUGUUUUGAAUAGUUACAACACUGUUCCAACAUUGCAACGCUGGGUUGCGCUAAAAAUCGUCGUUGCGAAUCGUCCCGUGUAACAUUACUUUAUACAUUUUUAUUCUCCCAUAAUUAUUGUUACAGAACUCAGAAACAAAGUUAAACUGUUGUUUAGCCCGUGGUGAUAUAUUUCUUGUCCUCUACUCCAUCACUGACCGUGCAAGUUUUGAAGAAGCCACGCGGAUAGGAAGACAUAUCAGAGAACGCAAAACAAAUGGAAACUCAGUCAUGCUGAUACUCAUUGCAACAAAAAGAGACUUGGAACAUUUUAGAGAGAUCGAUGAAACGGAGGGAAGUGACUUAUCACAAGAACUAGAAUGUCCAUUUUACGAGAUUUCUGUUUCUUCGUGCGAUGGAUACAAAGAGGUGACAGACAUACUGCAAACUUCGGUCAGACAGUUUCUACGAAAUGAAAAGAACUGCAUAACGGACAAAAGACACCCACCUUCUUCUUUGUCAAAAAUGAAGGAGGGGCUAAUCAAACGGACUGGUUCGUUUCGGAGGAAAUCAGUUACCUUCUGA